Messenger RNA from Strigops habroptila (Kakapo), 8349 nucleotides. It is a transcript of the gene GMPR, whose product is annotated as guanosine monophosphate reductase. The record is from RefSeq and is a predicted model, not a curated record. The coding region runs from base 2592 to 3467 and encodes 291 amino acids. Gene Ontology annotation, cellular component: GMP reductase complex. The transcript is spliced from 9 exons. Gene Ontology annotation, molecular function: GMP reductase activity. Gene Ontology annotation, biological process: nucleotide metabolic process. Lineage: Eukaryota; Metazoa; Chordata; Aves; Psittaciformes; Psittacidae.
UAUCCUGGCCAUCCCCUUGUCACCAAGGCUGCCUGGGGCUCUGAGUCCCUGCUGGCCCAGGGCCACUGUUAGCUGGGAUAUUGCUGUAGUUACUUGUGAGCAGGGAUCAGGAAAGACCCCAGGAAAUCCCCUGAGGAUUGCCUCUACAAAAAAAGAUGGCUGCCUCGGGAUUGAAGGUGCCUUCUCAUUUACCUCACAUAACCCCAAGGUUAACAAAGGAUUUAGCUUGACUAAUGAAAGAAUUACGUUGUGUUGGGGGAUGGAAAGAGGAUUAAGCCUUUCUCCAGGGGAACCAGAGUUGUAAGAGAGAGACCGAGACAAAUCAAGUGGGGUAAGAAAGACAAGACUGGAAAAGGAAGUGGGAUAGCCAUGUUUAUUACAGGCCUAUGGCAAAGGACUUUGAGGGCAACAACUAAGCAAAACUUUUUGCCAUUAUGAAAGUGUUUGGCAUAGGAGAGCCCCUUUAGUAGAAAGGUAAUCUAGUAAUUUUUAAUUUACAAAGAAUGGUGUCCAAGCUGAGUAACUCAUCGUUUGGUGGAAUUAACUGCUCGUAAGGCCUGCAGGCCGUUUCUGGCAAUUUGCUUGGUCCUUCUUUAAAAUUCAGUGUGCUGGGCUGGCAAACAGGUGGAGCUAUGCUCCACCGAGUGACACAUGGCUCCUUCAAGUGCAGUGUCUUGUAUAUUUAGCUGCUUGCAGGCAGUGGAAAGAAGGGCUGCUGGGAAGGGAAAACGAUAGGAGGAGCAUGAGCUGAUAUGGCAGGGUUGUAACGGGUGGGUAUGACGAACUGUAAAACCUUUUCACAUGAGAAAAAGUACAUGUCAUGAAGGGGGUCAGUGAAAACCGAUGAAGGUUAAGAAAUUGGACACCAUCACAGAGGCUGUAGCAACAGGAAUAAACAGUGUCUGUGAAAGCCAGAUCUAAAAUGGACAGCCCCAGUCUGCUUCAAACCAAGAAUAUAAAUAAAUAGUUCUGGCAGAGGAACAGAGGCAGCACACUACAGCGCCUGUUGCCCAGCAAGCUGCUGCUUUGAACCUUAUAUCAGCAAGCGUCUGUUUCUCUGGUGUGAAUGGCUUGUUUUGCGCAAGGAUAGCUUUUUAUGCAGUAACUAGGAUUAAGUCAGCUUCAUAGAGAGGCGGUUUGGGGUGUUUGCAGCUCUUCUUGAAGGUCUGCUAUGUUGGUACUUGCUUUUGACUCUUUGUACUGUCUUAAUUUUCCAUGAUUGCUUUCUCUUUUUGAAAAGACACCAGAAAAUUUGAAGCUUAAAUUCAAGUCUCAAAAUUGGUUAAAGCAAUGAUUGGAGUUGGAGCAGCAUUGUCUGUCAGUGGGGUCUUGGUACUCAUGUACCUGCUACGCUUCUGUGUGCUGGAUUUGCCCCUGCAGGCUGCCUGUUUUAAGUUCGCCAGACAAGUGUCGUGCAGAAAGUCUAGUCAUUAAUCUAAAUUUGUAAAUUCAAGUAAGUCCAGGGAGCUUUAGCAGAGCAGCCAGUAUCCUAGUACUUUCUUACAUCAAGGAUCUAGGUAGGAGUUAGGAAAUACAUUUCAUUGUUUUCUUUCUAAAGAAACUUCUGCUGGUGUUGAGUGAUGAUGAGAAAUCCUAGAGUCAGAAGUUAUUUUCUCGUGAUGCAUAGAACAGCAAGCUAUAAAUUAGCUGUUGCUGCUCAGGAAAGAGACAAAGAGAUGGUCAAAAGUGCUUCUAGAGGAACGAAGGAAAACCAGUUAGCUUUGUGAUGCUCCUCAGUGUGUUCAUCUUGAGAUCAUCACAGUUCUGGUGAUCCCUAAACAAGAACAGCAUAAUAUGUUAAAAUAGGUGCAGAGAAUGGCAGCCAGGAUCAUCAGCAGUAUUGACUGGUUUCCACAUGAGGGAAAAAACUAAACACGCUAGGACUAUUCAGUAGAAGGAGAAGGAGCAGCUGUGGAGGAUAUGCUAGAAGUCUCUGAAGAGAGGAGUGGAAUGGAAUAGGUGAAACUGAGAAGCGGCUGUUGACUGUCUCUCACAAAACAAGAAGCAGGAAGCACUGAAUGUAGAAUUAUCAGGCAAAGGUUGUAGUUUUUAUGCAACAUAUGAUUCAUCUUUGAAAUUUAUUGCUAUGGGAUAUUGGAGAGGCUAAAGGUGUGAAGGAAUAAAAAAAUUACAAGGCAAGUUCUUUGUCUAUGAGUGGCUACUUAUUACAGUGGAUUGGAGGAGACCUGUGUCUUUGAAGGUCUCUAAGCAUCAGCUUCCUGGGACCUGGGAAGGUAGGCUAGAGAAAGAAUCUUUCAAAACUUGCCUCAUUCUUACAUUCCCUUCCCAGACAUCUGGUACUGGCUCUUUGGAGAACGAGGGCACUCCAUAAAUAUGUCCAACCCAGGGUGCCAUUUCUCCUGCUCUUACAGGACAAAAGCCUCGUUAGGGGAUACCCCCAGUUAUCCCUCAGAAAUGCCUUCUGUUGCAGUAUUAUCAGUUGUGUUAAAAAUUGCACGAUCCAUCUGGACAUCUGGCUAAAGGAAAUCACAUAUAAAAGCCUACAGUAAGUGGAGGUCGACCUUACACGGACCUUCACCUUCCGCAACUCCAAGCAGACAUACACAGGAAUUCCCAUUAUAGUGGCAAACAUGGACACUGUGGGGACAUUUGAAAUGGCCGUGGUUAUGGCAAAACAUGCAAUGUUCACUGCAAUUCACAAGCAUUAUUCUCUGGAAGAAUGGAAACUGUUUGCUGCCAAUCACCCAGAAUGCCUUGAGCAUGUAGCAGCAAGCUCAGGUAGUGGAAAAGCUGAUUUGGACAAGUUAACAAGUAUUCUAGAGGCCAUUCCACCUGUCAGAUACAUUUGCCUGGAUGUGGCAAAUGGCUAUUCAGAGCACUUUGUGGAGUUUGUGAAGUCUGUCCGUGCCCUGUUCCCACAUCACACCAUUAUGGCAGGCAAUGUGGUGACAGGAGAGAUGGUAGAAGAACUUAUUCUUUCUGGAGCAGAUAUUAUUAAAGUGGGUAUCGGACCAGGUUCUGUGUGUACCACUCGGAUUAAGACAGGGGUGGGCUAUCCACAGCUAAGUGCUGUUAUUGAGUGUGCUGACUCGGCACAUGGCUUGAAAGGACAUAUCAUCUCUGAUGGAGGAUGCAGCUGCCCAGGAGAUGUCGCCAAAGCGUUUGGAGCCGGUGCUGAUUUUGUCAUGCUUGGAGGAAUGUUUGCAGGCCAUGACCAGUGUGCUGGAGAGAUUAUAGAAAAGAAUGGCAAGAAGGUGAAACUCUUCUAUGGAAUGAGCUCUGAUACAGCCAUGAAGAAGCAUUCAGGAGGAGUUGCUGAAUACAGAGCUUCUGAGGGCAGAACUGUGGAGGUACCGUACAGAGGGGACGUGGAACUCACCAUCCUGGACAUCCUUGGGGGACUGCGAUCCACCUGCACCUACGUGGGAGCUGCCAAACUGAAGGAACUGAGCAGGAGAACGACGUUUAUCCGGGUCACCCAGCAGCACAGCCAGGUCUUCUCUUAGCCCAGGACUGGGGGGCUGGAGAGAGAGUGGGGGGGGAGGAGCAGGAAGGGCUGCUGAUUUGUUUUGCUUUCUCUUCCUUGUUGUGUUAGUGGCAAACUCUCUCUCAGAAUGGCAGUGUCAUAGCCAUUGGAGGGGCUGUGGCUGGGAUUUGGAAGGGGAAGAUUAUGCUGUUAAGACAGUGCCAUUGGUUCUAAAUGCAAUAGCCUCAUCUUUUGUUGUUGUGCCUAUUUUAUUUUUUAGUCAGCAUUUCUUCACCUGUUUCCCCCCCCCCCCCGAUAAAUGGCUGCUGAAACCUCAAUUAACAAGGAAUUGGCUUGAAUAGACAUGGCUAUUAGACUGGCACACAUACACACAUUCCCUUUUUAAGACUGACCUGUCACCUACCACUGCUUGUGGCAGUGCACCCUUCGGAAAUUACAGAGUGGGAUAGAAAAAGAUGCAGGGAAUUACGUGGAGAAAUCAAAAAUCAAAUUUUCUUAAUCUUUGUUCUGGCAAAAGAAGGGAUGUUUGUGGCAUGGCUGCCAGCCUGCAGAAUGUCAGAGGUGGAUCAGGCCUGGCUGCUGGUGACUUCUUACUCUGAUGAUAAACAUGCCAGAUCUGUCACUGCCAGUUCACAGGCUGGUACUGCCACUCUUACCUAAAUCUCCGUAUUCAAUGGACUUGCCUCUCCAGAGAAGCUGGCACUGAAUGUAGCAAACCUGUGCUGUCUUCUCUGCCCCCAUCUGUGGAGAUGAUUCAGGAGAAAACCUCUCAGAGCUUGCCUGCUUUUUCGUGCAUGCAACUAUUGAAUUACCUGAGUUCUUGCUUUUAUCUGCUCUGUGAACAGAUUUUUAAGACAUUGAAACUCAGCAACAUCAACCCCACCAAGGGCGGGGGGGGGGUUUGCUCUGUAGCCCUCCCUGUUCCCUUGCCUGUUCCUAUCCAUUUAGCAAAGAUACAAAAACGCUGUGCUGUGCAUUGUGUGUGGCCAGGUGAAUGAGGCCAGGGGGAUCAGAUUCACCUUGGUUAUUUGGUACCACUCCUUUGCAGUGCUUGACACCAUGAAAAGCAAAAGAGCUUUCGGCAGAAUAGCCUGACACUGAUAGGCUGAGCUGAAGUUAAAGCAUUUGCUUUGAAGGCAGUAAUGAAUGCUUAAGACUCUGGGUAACACUUCAAUAAAGUGUAAUGGCCCACUAAUUAAUUGAUAAAUCACAAUGAAAUUUCUUUGGAAAUACACAUUGCAUCCACAUGAAUACUGCAGUAGCUCGUUAUGAUAAACGAUGUAAAAGUGAGCACCAAUGAAUUAAUAAUGCUUGGCCACUUACUUUAAAGUGCUGCUGAGAUCAUAACAGAGCUAAUGUUACUUCAGUACUGCAGAGUCUUACUUUCCCCUCCUGUAGACAUCUGUGGGAAGAGGCAGGCUUCCUUUGAAAAGCAAAAGAGUGAUCUGCAGGAAGAGGAAUAGCAAAAAGAAACUCUAGAAUUAAAUUUAUCUGCUGGACAUCUCAAAAAGCCAUGCACAAGGACUGGUACAGUUGACCAUGCUGAGGAGCAAAUCUAGGCCACAAGCUGAUUCCUGGUGAUUUUGGAGUGUGUUGUCCACAUUAGAAAAAGCACAGAAUAUCUUCUAAAUAGCUGGUAUUUUAAAUAUCUUCCAUCUAACGUGCAGGACAUAAUUCUUAAUUGUGGUAUGGCCCCUUCCUGUGCUUUGGAUGUGGAUAAGGGCCUUAGUGUAAAGCACAGGUUUAUGCUUGUGCUGGCUUUAAGGACCCUUUCUCCUGCCCACGUGUCAUAAAGGAACCUGCAGGCAGAAGAGAAGCAGGCCUUGUGAAUAAAGGACCUGAUCUGUAUUCCCUCCAGCCUGAAAAUACCAAGUUAGGAAGAUUCCAGGCUUGUUUACCGCAAACCCUACCGUGCACCACAGACUGCUCUUACCUGCAUUAAGCCCAGGGGACAGGCAGUAUUAAUACUCUGCAUGAGUACAGCUGUAAGAGGUCAACAUUCCUUUGUUUCAUGUGAUAUGAAGGGUAGGGUGAACACCUCUGUCAGCAGUGGGGUUAGACCGUUGUGGCGCAGGCCUGACCACAGGUGUGUCUCCACGCUCGUGCCUUCAUAUGUGGGAAGAGCCGCAGUCUGCUGUUUCCGCCUACUCCGGCUAGUGCUUUCCUACUUUUUUUAGCUACAUUUCUAAACAGAGUUUAAGGAAUGCAUAUGCAUAUGAAAAUAUAUAUUUGUAAACAUUUUUUAAAACCACCAUACGCACACUGAACAGAGCAGCUUCAUGACAGGCCUUCGGAGCCAUUUCUUUUCCAAAGGGCAGGCACUGGGGGCAUGGGGCGACUGCCUCUCUGCAGGUGCGGCAGGCUGCCCCCCCCAGGCAGGCUGCACGCUUACACACAGCUGCGCCUGGGGCCACUCCUGCACCCACCUGCCUUCCCCUUUCACACGUACCUCUGCCUCACCAGGGACUAUAGGGAGGGAUGGGGAUAGGCUCAGCUGAAGUUGUCCCCUGAAUUCUCCAGGCUGUGAAUGAUGUUGAUGCUAAGAAUAGUUACUGAUAAAUCUUUGGCUUGGGUUAUUUGGUUUUCUAAAUAGCAGCUCUUCCCAUCAUUUUGAUAAACAGCAUGUUUUCUUUCCACUUCAUUUUCUCCUUCUCUCUCCAAAGUGAGUGAGAGGGAGAGAGUGGCUGCAGAAGGGCUGACCUGGUGCCAUGUCUGCAUCUCACCCAAAGUUAUAUGCAAGUUUUGUUCAGGGAUAACCCUCAACUGUGUUGGUGCUCACCACUGACACUGUGCAUGUCCAGCUCUCACACAGGCUGGAAAACAGAAAAAAAGAAAAGCCUGAGCACUCCUGUAACACCCAGCCCUCUGCUGUAGCAGUUGCCCUUGUCUUCAUUAGGCCCAGGUCCUGUGCCCUGCUCAAGCCCACUGCUGCUCUCCUGAGGAGCUGGGGCAGUGAGGGAGCUGAGGGCAUGCUGCGCCUGGCAGGGUGGUCUGAGUAGAGACCGCAACCACUGACAAACGCCACGUGCCAUUUGUGGAUCUACCUCACCUGCACAUUUAACCGGGUUCUCUGUUACUUGGUGUCCUUCUGUGGGAAAUGACAUUUGUAAGCGCUUAGUGUUGAGCGAUUCCCUACCCCACCCCAACCCCAUCCUGUCUAGAGGAAUGCUGUGAAUGCGAUAACCUGCGCUGUAGCCCAAGGUCAUGCCAGCUUCCCCCAGCCAGGCACUUGCUGAGCACCCAAGAGCAAUGUUGAGGUUCGGCCCACUGGCUCCGCAGUGAUUUAGUUUAAAGUGCCAAAGACCUACAAGUGGGGAUGCUGAAAAGGGCAGCAUUAAUGUUAUUAAAGCAAUCCCUGCUGAGCAUGUCCAGCUCUGGCUUCUUGAAACAUAAGGACACCUAAACCAGCCCUACUGCUCACAGCCGUAUUCUGGCCUCUCCCUGCUGCAGGGUGUUUGUCCAGGUGGGCUGACUGGCCCUCCUGCCCAAGCAGCCUGCCUUACCUGAGCACUCCCCUUCACAGGCAGGAAGCUCUUGGUACAGCAGCAGCCUGGCUCACACCCCAGUGCCUGUGUGGUGGCUGCAAGGAGCACGUGUGUAGGGCUCCUCAUGGGCCUGAGGCCAGCCUGUUAGAGGAGUGGGCUUUGAGCCAGCAUCCCGCCAGCUGCAAACCAAGCCUCGCAGGUCUCCUUUCUCUGCAAGAAACAAGUGCAGGCACCCGGGGGUGUGGGCGUCCGCCUCAUCCCCUAUGGGGCAGGGGCUUUGGCUGUGCUCUUCUGUGCAGCUGCCUUCUCACCUUAGGGCAUGGCGGGGCUGAAUGGGGCCACCCCGUAAAUAGGAAGAGUUUUAAGCAGAGGCAGGAGGAGCUGCUGCUCACAUUUGGAGGAGCUUUUCCCGUACAAGGUGUGCCUGUAUGUUCCUUUCAGCUAGUCAAUAGCGGGGGGGGAAAGGAUGAAGGUGAGCAAGAAACAUAGCAGCAAUUAACCAAGGCCCACUAUGUUGGGCCAGGGGCUGGGGUUUUCCAGUCAGGGACAUGGUAAGAGUUUGAAGCUUUUCCUGAACCAAGCGCUCCCUAGUUUGUGCCGAUUGAGCUCCCUGUCUUGAACAGACUUGCUGCUUCAGCUUUCUGCCAGUGUUAGUGCAGUGUCUGUCCAUCACCACCUCCCACCCUGCCACCUGGGAUGUUGCUUUUUAGUUGCUAAUGUCAGUUUCAUACCCAAAGUUCUUUGUUGGAGCCAGGAGGGCUUUUGCAACCAGCGCCAGGUUUGGCCUUGCUUGUGCAGAAGAGAGAAAAAGCUCAGGCCCAGGGACAGCCAUUUGCCUUCUGCAGCAGCCAGAGCCAGCAGCAGGAGCGGGCCAGGCCCUUCCCUGUGGGUGGGGGCUGCCCUGGGGCAGAGGGGCCAAAGCAUGUCUGUGUCCAGGCUGGAUGCAGGCACAGCUCUGUGCCCCUAAGCACAGCAUGGACCAUCCCGCUACAGCCUUUGCUUUGCUUGCGCUCAUUCAGGUGCUUAAGCGAGCCCUCCCCAGCAUUUACUUGACACAGUGUUUACUGGUUGAAGUUUUCAUACAUAAAUAAACAAUUCAGAGUCCCAAACUCCUUGGUGUUGCUGUGAUAACUGUGAAGCGCUUGCAUGUAAUCGGCCAAAAAGAGCUACCGAGCAUGCGAUGUUUUUCUGCCCCACUCGGCCCUGCUGAGGUGGCGAUGGCGGGCGCUGCCAACCGUCACUGGGAGCAACCGCGCGUGGCAACGUCACAGAAAGUGUUCAAAAGUUACAAGUGGAAAGUUUUUGUUGCACAAUAAAGAGCUUCACUCUGAGGGUCUGGAAAGGGUUUUAUACCCCUUGAUGGGUACGUGCGUGUUUCUGCGUUGUCACAAAUAAAAGCAAACGUUCUCAAAUGCA